Acyrthosiphon pisum (pea aphid) is the source of this 1162-nucleotide messenger RNA. Its product is annotated as transmembrane protein 256 homolog. NCBI's taxonomy places the organism in Eukaryota, Metazoa, Arthropoda, Insecta, Hemiptera, Aphididae. Gene Ontology annotation, cellular component: membrane. The record is from RefSeq and is a predicted model, not a curated record. The coding region runs from base 413 to 922 and encodes 169 amino acids. The transcript is spliced from 5 exons.
CAAACAACUAACAAGUGACGACACCUUAUCAAUACACAUUGAUACAGAACUACUCUUUGUUCUUAAUAAUAAUUAAUAAUAUUAAGAUAUCUAUAGAAGAUGGAACUAUCAACUAUAAUAUAGUAAAUUAUUAUUGUAGUAAUUUUAUUAUGGUGCUUCAGAAUUGAGAAUGCUCAAGAACACUUGAAAUGUAUUAAUUAGAAUUUAAUUAAAUUGUUUCCUAUUAUAAUACAGUCUAGUUCGAGUUUUGUGAAUAAAUUAAAUAACUAUUUGCUGCUUACAUUAUUGUUAUAUUGAGCAGUAUUAUGAUUGCCAAUUUUCAAUAAAACAAGCGAAGUAACAAGUUUGGUUGUAGCAAAUUAUUAUUUGGUUUUUGUUUCCAAAACAUCUUAUUCGUGAUUUGUUGUAUAUUAUGAUUUCUGAUUCAGUUCAAGGAGCUGUUAAAUGGAUUACAUAUACGAAUCCAGUCGUUACUAACUCAGUACAAGGGUUUAAUUCAAUGUUAAAUUGGGUUGGAAUAACAAGUUCUAGUGAAAAACAAAAAAUUAUGAAGAUAGAGAGUCAAAAUAUAUUUCAAAUGUUUGGAAAAAAUAUCUAUAUUUAUAAAAUGGCCGGCCUUUUAGGAGCAUCUGCUGUUAUAUUAGGAGCUUAUGGUGCUCAUGUUGUGGCUCAUAAAGCUAACCCUGAAGAAAUAAGAAAUUUUGAAACUGCAAAUCGGUAUCAUUUUUAUCAUACUUUUGCAUUAUUUGGUGUACCAUUUUGUCGUUUUCCUAGAAUUACUGGGGCACUCUUUCUUAGUGGUACUUUAAUAUUUUGUGGUACAUGUUAUUACAACGGACUGACAGGAGAUAAAACAUUCAACAAAUAUACACCCACUGGGGGUAUGUUGUUAAUUGCUGCUUGGAUGUCAAUGAUUCUUUAGAAAAUUAAUGCUUUUAAGUUUUUUUACCUGGAUUAUUAGUUAAAAAAGAAUAAAGAUUAUACAUAUUUAAUAAAAAGUUUGUCUAAUAUUGUUAAUAAUGAUAGGUGUAUGCGUUAUUGUUUGUAUUUAAAUUUAAAACAAUGUAUUCAUAAAAAUCAACUGGUUUAAAUAUUGUAAGAUUAUACUUGAUUUCAGUAAAUGAAAAUUAAAUAGGACUGGUAAUAUAUCAAUUAAUAUAUA